CCAACAUCCACUCUUCGUCAUUGCUACUUCGCGUCUCCUGUCACGCCUGGAUUAUCGAUUUCAUGUGAAUAUUGAGCAGGCGCAUUAGAGUUGACCCGACAUUUAAAGCACUGCAGGACCAACCAACCCUACACGUCGCUUGACAUUUCGUCCUUUCUUCGUCAUCACUCAGCGGAGACAGGGCCAUUCUCUCACUAAUACGUCGUCGCCAAUAUUUUGAUAUCUUUGAAGAUGCCACCUCCAGUUCGCAAUAGACAGAGCCUAUCCAAGGACAAGUUUGUGGGAUACUUUGCACCACUGAAAAGUCAGACAUACCACGAAUCCACCCAAUCUAGAGGAGGCGGAGUUGGAAGUAUUCGCUCGGUAGCUUGGAAUCCCGUUGGAAGCCUUGUCGCAACUGGUUCGGCUGACAGAACCCUUCGUGUUUGGAAUCCUGAAAAGCCCAAUGCGCGGUUCUCGACCGAUUUAAAGGGUCAUGCUGCAGGCAUUGAGAAAGUGGCCUUCAAUCCCGUCAAGGAUGCAGAACUUUGCAGUCUCAGCAAGGACGGUGUUGCCAAGUUCUGGGAUGUAAGAACGAAAGCCUGUGUGAACGAGGUCAAGGACCUUGGAGAUGCACACGCCCUCGCCUGGGCCCCUGAUGGGUCCUCACUUCUUGUAGGAAACAGGAGUGGCGGGCUUUUCCGAAUCUCCCCAACCGAGUCCGCCAUUCUUUCAUCUCAUCCACAGCCCGUUGAGGCGUACCAGAUGUCCUUUUGUUGGUCGGGCAAGAAAGUAUUUCUCCCGACAAGGGACGGAAGUAUCCGCAUCUUGUCUUAUCCUGAGCUGGAGCCGAUUCUGCGCGUCAACCAUGCCGUCAAGCCUGGCGAGUCAGAUGAGUUUAUUCUCAAGGGCCACACAGCCCCAUGCCUGACGACCGAACUGUCACCCACCGGAAAGUACCUUGCAACAGGAGGGGGGGACGCAAUUAUGUCUCUAUUUGAGACCCAAGACUGGAUCUGCAAGCGUACGAAUACACGCAUCGUCGGGCCAGUGAAGAGCAUCAGCUUCACGUUCGAUGGUCGAUAUGUCGUCGGUGCCUGUGAAGACGGCCCUGGUUUGGAUGUCACCCAUACAGAGACAGGGGAGCAUAUUCACACGUUCAAAACAGCUGGACCUUGUCAUGCCUUAGCGUGGGCACCAACUAGGUAUUGUCUGGCCUAUAGUGAUCUGGGGAUUCUACGCAUCAUUGGACUCGAUGCGGAUAGAAAAUAA
Podospora pseudocomata is the source of this 1251-nucleotide messenger RNA. RefSeq lists its product as uncharacterized. Gene Ontology annotation, molecular function: protein binding. Gene Ontology annotation, biological process: mRNA export from nucleus. Gene Ontology annotation, cellular component: THO complex part of transcription export complex. The transcript has 6 exons. The coding region runs from base 232 to 1251 and encodes 339 amino acids. The record is from RefSeq and is a predicted model, not a curated record. Lineage: Eukaryota; Fungi; Ascomycota; Sordariomycetes; Sordariales; Podosporaceae.